GACAGGAUUAGGAUUGAAACACAGUGUUCACUCAACAGUUUCACUCUAUAAACAGAUAAUUUCCCUUGUAUAAAGAGGGCUUAGGUUAGGGGUCAUGGACAGCAACAACGAGGCACAGCAUGGAUUCAUGUCGACCGAUGAUAUACCAUACCAUUUCUUACGAAUGGAAACGUAUGCCCAUUCGGUUGAUAUCUGGAGACGAAUACGUACUCGUUUCAUGAUUUACGACUCAAGAAAUAUGGAAGAUGAGUUUCUUAGACUGAUAACAUUUCUUCACUUCCCAGAACACACGGGACAAGACAUUCGAGUACUAGCCAUUGCAGGGUUUUAUUACUAUGGAGAAAGCGACAUUGUUGUUUGUUAUUGCUGUGGACUCUGGAAAGGAAAUUGGACGAGAGCAGAUGACCCCUUGACCAUUCACACUAGGUUGUCAGCUGCUUGUUUGUUUAUCUUAAACAACCGCCAGGUAAACCGACCAUAUUAUGGGAUUAACGAAUAUGGAUUAAGAAACUUGGAACAAACAACCAGCUUGCUGCAACAAACCUCAGUUACCUUAGCAUCCGGUCCAUCUUUUGUCAGAUCAGGAAGUGAAAUCCAGGCUGGGAUAAUAUCUGACAUUCAUCAAGUUAGAAGGGAAUGGCACAAUAUUAGGGAUAUAGAGCGAAUCGAGAGACAUAGUGUAUUACCCGUAGCUAACUUACAAAUGAGAGAUGUCGGUGUGUUCUAUAUGGGCGCCGAAAUGAGAUAUGCUCAUGGAUUGGAUACUGUCAUGGAAUCAAGAAUUAUAAGUAUUGCAAACGAAAGGAGAAAUAUAACCUAUAAUGCUUCACAUCUUGGAAGAGGAAUUUAUUUUCCUGAGUAUGUAAACAUCGCGCAAUCACAGCCACACACAGUAUCGAGCGAAAACGGUUCUAAUCAUUUAGCAAGCCUGGAAUCCACUGUUGAACAAGAAUAUGCAAAUGAAGAGGAUUUUGAUGAAGAGGCUAAUCGGUCCUUUAACAGCGUACAGGAACAAGAACAUUCUACUUCCGAUGAUGAAACAGCGCCGAAACAAGUUAUUAGAGCUCCAACACCUUUAAGAAACAAUAACUUUACAUGUAGACUGUGGCGAAGCAUUUCGGAUCCAUUACAACAUCAGUAUUCCUGCCAAAGUCCUAGCCAUAUAUAUGCAGAAAACACAAACUGUCAUGAUAGAUAUCAUCAAUGCACAAAUGAAUCCACAAAGGCAUGUAAUAUUGUGACCAGUGUAUUUUCAGAAAGCAGUGACCAGGCAUCUGAAGUGGACAAAGACAUUGAACAAUUGGAUUUACCUGCUGAUAUUGUAAAUUCUUAUCAAUUUAGGGCAUGUGAAUUGGAAGAAAGAGCUCUACCUUUAAGUGAUCAUGAAACCGCCAUUGCCCCUUACGGCAAUACCAGCUAUGGUACACAAGAUUCGGAAGAAACCCUUCUUAAGCGCAGUUAUCUCGAUGAAACUACUACAACAGAUGUGACUGAGGCUGAUUUAGCUAAACCUCGCUUGUUAUCAACUGCAGAUCUGGAUCAAACAGACAGAGUCAAUAUGAAUCAAAAGAAAAGUGAUACAAUUUGCGAAACACUACCAACAGACUUAAUAGAGACCAUUCCGAUAACCCAAAAUGGAUGUGCCACAACUAGACAGUCAACAUCUGAGCAGGCAGAGGCGGCAGCUGAUGGAGUUGUAAAAACCAUAGAAUCAACCAAUAAUCGAAAUACAACUUACAAAAGUUUUCAAAGCACCAAAACCAAAAUAACACAAAUUUCACAAACUGACCUGGAAAACCCAACAGGAAUUAAAAGUCAGUCCGCUACAACUGUUGAACCAUCAAAAAUGUUAAAUACAUUUGCACAAUGUGCAGGAAAGUUUUCAGAAAAUGAAGAACUUGAACAAGUUGAAGAAGUAAAUGAAGGUUCAGUGGUGAUACCAGAGUUUUCUAUUUCACGUGUCAGUGACGAAGCACAGGUGCAUGAUCGUUUACUUGAAUCUUGUGAGAGUACAAAAGCUGACCGAGAGAGACAGCCAGGAGCUUUGUGUCGAAAUGAAGAACACGUCGGUGCUUUAUUGGACAAUGAUGAAGGUAACAACAAAUCAGGCAGAAUAGAAAAACAGCCAUCUGAAAAUUUGCGUGUCGUAUUAAGAGAACCUGAAAGCGACAUUUGCAUACGGCCAAAAUUGAAAGCUAGACAAAGGCACUUGUCGGAGGGUGACAGUCCACAUACCAUUCCUUUAGGUCCAAGACAUAAGCUUCAUCAGAACUAUGCUACAGCUGAGUCAAGACGGCGAUCAUUCAGAAACAAUUCAGCAAGUCCGUCAGAGCAUUUGGCAGAUGCUGGUUUUCACAACGCAGGAAUGGAUUGCAUCAGAUGCUUUUCCUGUGGAACAGAGUUUCAAUACUCCCAGCUUGAAAAUGAUAUAUGGAUUGAACAUGCUAAAGCGUCUCCAAGAUGUGAAUACUUACUUCAACGUAAAGGUCAAGACUUUGUCAAGGCGGUCCUCAGGUUGAAGCAGGCCUUUAUCAGCAGAUUUGCUAAUUUGGACAGUAGAUCAAGUCUGUACACAAAAUAUGUAAAUUCAAAGCAAGGGAGUAGAACAGUGCAGGAUUAUGUUGAAUCAGUAACUAGUCUGGGACGUGAUCUGGGAAAGAGUGAAAGUGACAUAUUAGACAAGAGUAUUCAUGGUUUACGGAUGGACAUACGAAAGUUUGUGGUUUUGAGGGAAGUUAAAACAUUGGAUGAGUUGCUGAAAAGUGCUAAGAUGGCAGAAAGUUCUGAAAAUGAGGAUAAAACACUAAGAGACAGCGACCAGGCAAAUCAUAACAUGCGAGUAAAUAGAACCAGGGAGAGCAGACAGCCAUACAGAAGGGACAAUCAGAACCCACAGUACAGGAGAAGAUUCCAUGAGCGAGAGGAGCCAGACAGACAGAAGUGCAGACAUUGUGGUAGGUGUGGUCAUUUGUCUUUAAGGUGUAGGUUCAAAAAUGCAGACUACCUCUGGACACAGCCCUCAUACCCACGACCACUGCAGAAAUUUAGAAACACACAAAGCUAUCAAGAGUGUGAUCCAUGCAAACUAAAACCCUACUUCAACCCAGCACUGAGACCAACAAACAUCCCAGAGGCAUUGAGGGAUCAGAAUGUAGUGGAGCUGCAAACUGAAGAAGAUGAAGACAGACAAGAAAAUAUUUCCCAGGAUACUAUGGCGGCAGACUCACACAGCCCAGGAAGUGAUGCCGACAUGGACAGCUGGGAACUUGACAAAGUCUUGCAGGCAAGCCAUUACAAAGGUAUACAAAGUAAGGUACAGAGAUGA
This is a messenger RNA of Mercenaria mercenaria, 3325 nucleotides long. RefSeq lists its product as uncharacterized. Bases 95 to 3325 code for a protein of 1076 amino acids. The record is from RefSeq and is a predicted model, not a curated record. Lineage: Eukaryota; Metazoa; Mollusca; Bivalvia; Venerida; Veneridae. The transcript has 9 exons. Gene Ontology annotation, cellular component: nucleus; cytoplasm.